This is a messenger RNA of Patiria miniata (bat star), 2447 nucleotides long. RefSeq lists its product as uncharacterized. Gene Ontology annotation, cellular component: cytoplasm. The coding region runs from base 224 to 1528 and encodes 434 amino acids. Lineage: Eukaryota; Metazoa; Echinodermata; Asteroidea; Valvatida; Asterinidae. Gene Ontology annotation, biological process: neurotrophin TRK receptor signaling pathway; negative regulation of protein kinase activity; negative regulation of TOR signaling. The transcript is spliced from 12 exons. The record is from RefSeq and is a predicted model, not a curated record.
UGGAACAGUCCAAGUAUCACAUGAUUGACCCCAGCUGACCUACUUGCGAAAUUUUCCUCAUUCAAUGCUGAAAAUUGCACUAAAAAGUGUGAAGCCCGCGAACUUUCCAGGUGGAAAUCUGUAGUAAAGGGUUAGGGACAUCACUGUUCGAGAACUCGAGGCCGAGAAGACUACAACUAGGUUGCAAUUCCGGACUUUGCGGGGUAUUUAACCAAUCAACACCAUGGGCAGAUUAACGUGCAAGUGUCUCAACAUCAGCGUCCACACCAAAGCCAAGCCUGAGCCGCUGGACCCUUCCGCUCUGAGAUUACCAGCCGGGGAACGGGACGUGGAUUUCUUCAAGGGUCAGGUGGCCGAAAUACAGCUGGACCUGGGCGGCAUAUCCGAGGAGCAGAAGUGUUUAAUCAGACGAAGCAGCGUCGGGGAGUGGGUCGUUAGGACCUGCACCAACUGUGAGACAGACUGCUACGCGACACACGCCACUAAGGGAAUGAACAGGGUAUUGGUCAGUCUAAGUCUGGUGAGUGACACAGAGAAGCAAGAAGAGUUACGCAGAUCUCCGAGCUUCUCCCCGCUUUUCCACGUCAUCCUCCACGAAAUCAGCAAGACAAAAAGUCCAACGUUGGGGCAUCCAACAACGAGUAACCAAGACGCUCUCAAGAAGACGGUGGGUGACUUGCAGGACCAGCUAUCGCGGUACCUGACUAAAGAGAAGGCGUCUAUGGAGGAGAGAAUCAAGAAGUUUACAGAAGAUCAGCAGGCAGCUUAUAAUUCACUACAGAAGAAAGCGUACAGGGACAAGAACCUCAUGGUUGGAUUGAUGGUUGAAGCUGACGAGAAGAGCCUAGAAGAUUCCAUCUCGGAAGCCAUGCUAGAAACAACCCUCACCCCACCGCACACCCCAGUCAGCCUUAGUAAGAAUAGAGUAAAUUCUAGCCUUCCCCCUAUUAGCAUGAGUUACCCAAGGACAUUUCAUGGUGAAAUUGCGACGGCGAAAGAAAAACCCAGAGAAGUGCCAGUCAAGGCGUACGGAGGACCGCAGAGGUCGGGUGCCACUCCGAGAGGGGUCGCCAAAACAAGACACAGAAGCAAUGAUGCUGACACCAUGUUUGACUUGGACGGCUUCAACGACGACUGCGAUCCGUUUUUCGAAUCGGACGACGAGAGUAGCACUGAUGACGCAGCUCACCUGAAUCCUACCCCCUCUCUCCCCGCAGAUAACUCGCUGAACGACGACCACCUGACCCGCACUAUGUCCGGCCGGGGGACGUCGUCCAGGGCGGCGCAGAACUUUGCCACCUCGGUACCCAUCUCCAUGCCCGUCUGGAACCGCGAGGCUAAACUCUCGCUAGAAGACGAGGAUGAUGAUGAUGAUAAGGUCCCCAUGCCCGAGCCAGAUCACAUGGUCGCAAGUAUGAAGGCCCUGUCGCUCAGCGUCCAAGACGGAACCGAGAUGUUUGGCGACUUGCCAAGGCCCAGACUCAACACUGGCGACGCCAUAUCGUUGUCCAAGAAAAUCAACCUUUAACACGAGCCGUUUUGUUGUAAUAUACCCCGUGAAAUAUUCCAGUUACACUUGGGAUAAUUUGGGGAACAAUUUCAAAAUGGAGCUGGGACGGAGUAAAACACAUUUACAGUAUUGACUGCCAUGUUGUAGGAAAUGGCGUUUUUAUCCCGUCUUCAGGAUGCAUGGUGCCAUCUUUGUUACAAUUAGUCGGCCGUCAAUAACCAUGUACAAUCACAUUCACAGGCCAUCCAAGCAUUGUGGCCACCUACUUUUAGAGGCCACUUGUUUGUAGUUGCCAGCCGCCGACUGUUCAUCAAAAUGCUGUGAAACUAUACAUCUGGAGAACCAGUUCAUUUUGGCCACCUUUGGGUCGGGCAAGCUGUGUUGCAGUCGCAAUGCCACUUAUGGCCACAAAACGUGCAGGCCACCAAAUCAGGGUGGCCACCAGACUUUGCAGGCCACUCCGGCUUCGAACUCGCCGCUCCUAUUUGUUCAUUGAAAUGUUGUGCCCAUUUCACAAUUAACUGUACAAUAUUUCUGCACCUUGCAUUUUUUUUUUUUAUUAAUUGGCCACUAGUGUUUAGAGGCCAGUGGUUGAUGUUGGCCAGGAAGCUAUGUUAAUAUAAUCACAACAAGCCAGUGGCCAUAUAAACGAUGAAAAUUGCUUCCAUUUUUGUGCUGAAAAUGUCGAUAUUUACAUUCAGAAGUGUUCUAUUUUUGUUGACUGGGAAGGGAAAGUUUAAAAUUGACAUUGUAAUAAUUGCGUUAAGAUUAAAUCCCAAAGUACGCUUGAUUUCUAAAUUAUGCUCCUUCUUUGUGUCUAAUUUCAAUCCGGCAUUUAUUUAACUUUUUCGUCUUUCCCCAAACUUAUUCAUUUCACGAUUUAUUCAAAUUCCGAUAACCAGUGUUUGUUGCAUUUCCUAAAUCGUGAUUGUCAGUU